AUGUCUUGCUCUACUGUCGAAUCAAAACCCUCGCAAUCAGUUAUGGUUAAGGGACCAAUCAGUGUUACUAUUUCACAUAGUAUUACCCCUACUACUCCUACUACUGUUACUACUCCUACUACCAUUACUGCUAAUAUUGGAACACCUGAGAUUAGUAAUUCCACAACAGAAAGGAUGACUUAUCCAUACAAGAAACGUGCUCGUGAGGAAUUUGAAGAAAAUGAACGAAAGAUUGCUCAGAAAGAGCGUGAAUUACGCGAACAACAAGGAUUACGACAACAAGAGCUUUUACAGGAAGUUCAUUUGCAAGAACAGCAAUCACAGGACUCGCAGCAGAGACAAAAACUUAAAGUGCAAUCAGGAUUCUCGAACAUAUCAGAAAUAUUUACAGCAUCGGAAACUUCUCCAGAUGAAGCUGGAACAAGUGGUUUGAACCUCAACAAAAUUCCUGGUGUUGAAAUGCCACCACAACUACACGAUGACACUUCUGAUGUGGAAGAUGACUCUGAAGAAACAUCUAGCGAUACAUUUGGAUCAUCAGAUGAUACUAAUUUGUCUGAUUUGGAUGAAGCCGCUUGGGAAGCAAAACUGUCAUGUUGUUUAGCGACUGCUGUCGGUAACAAGUACUUUGCUUGCGGUCGUCCGGCAAUUGGUAUUUGGUUCAGCAAUAAAUUGCGACAAAAAGCUUUGAAAAAGAAAUUUCCUUUUGCAUUUAACAAAAUGGUAGCGUCCUUCUUAACUGCAAAAAGAGGACAUUGGUACUUAUGUUUAUUCCAUUAUCGCGUAAUUAUGCAUGAACCGCGUUUGAAAGCUAAUGAAAAUCUCGAUUCACGAGAUCUCACUAAGUAUUUAGCUGUUGAUGUCACAGAUGAUGAAAUCGAAGCUCUAAGAAAUGAUCCCUUAAUUAAAAGUUAUGUCAAGGACGUGGAAGGUGCGCGUGAUGCACUAGAAUCACAAAAGAAGAAAAAGAAAGGACGUUCUGAAACAAGUGGUGUAAAUGUUGAAACCAACCAGAACGAGGCUUCAAACUUUGGUGUACUAGCUGGGAUAUGGCCAUUUUCCGGGACAGAUUUUCAUUCAAUGAAAAGAGGUGAAAAAGUAACAGCAUCUGCUUCAGGAAAAGAAAUGAACACGACAUCUCCUCCUCCUCAAGUACCUUUCCAUGUUCUCUCGGCUACCACUUUACGGCGUUAUAAAAAGCAUUUCAAUCUUCCUCAUCGUUCGAGUGCUAAUACAAAACAGCAGUUAUUGCAAGGUAUACCAGAGCAUUUCGAAACAAUAGAUGUACCUCCAUAUGAAACAGUUUCUCAUUUUUUACACACUGUAAAGACGCACAAAAAUAAACUUGAUUACCCAACUGGAGAAUGA
Messenger RNA from Thelazia callipaeda (thelaziosis nematode), 1368 nucleotides. The record is from the annotation of a GenBank genome assembly. NCBI's taxonomy places the organism in Eukaryota, Metazoa, Nematoda, Chromadorea, Rhabditida, Thelaziidae.